Molecule: messenger RNA, 2742 nt
Organism: Coregonus sp. 'balchen'
Lineage: Eukaryota; Metazoa; Chordata; Actinopteri; Salmoniformes; Salmonidae
Source: the annotation of a GenBank genome assembly
CCCACGAGCACAGAUGCUUGAUGCAGAUCCCACUGUGAAAUGAUCUGUGAAAAAGACACACACGCAAGCAGUAUGUCGGAGACCCUUGUCCUCACAUUCCGGACCCAGCUCUCGGGAGUCAUGGAGACGGUCCUGAAGUCAGCCAUAUACGAGAUCACCAGGCUGGUGGAGGACGGCUUCCUGGAGGAGGUGUCCCGGAGCCGAGAGCAGGUCGAGUCGCUGAAGAAGAGGCUGCAGUGGUCGGAGAACAGACGAAGGGAGACGGACAGAGAGGGAGACCGGAGGGGGAAAUGUGCAGACUGUGGGAGAGCUGAUGAGGAAGGUGAAGAGAGAAGCUCUGGAACCUCACAGACAGGUGAGGAGAGAGAGAGAGACAUCUAAAGACAAUAUGGAGGAAUCACUCUGAAGUGUGGCUGAUGUAAUGUGUACCUUCCAUACUUUGGUGAUCAGACAGUAUUGGUUUAAGAAAGGAGUUAUGGGUGGUAUCUCAAUAAGUGGCCUCCUUUCCUUCAUCUGCACUGAUGCAGGAGACUCCAUUAUCCACAAUGUUAUUUUAGCCAUUUCUUUUACUUCAAAUAAAAUAUUAUCUUUGUUUACCUGUGGCUAGGUGCGGAGAGAGGGCGUGGCCUGAAGCAGGAGAAGGUACCAGGGGAGGAGUGGAGCAGCUGUGGGGGCGUGGCCGGCGAAACAGCCUUCCAUGAUCUGGAGGAGGCAGAGGCCACAAGUCCUAGGAGAACAUCUGAGGUAUCUAGGGGACUAAACACCUGUGAAGGGUGGAGGGUGCAGUAUUACAGAACGUUCAGGUAUAAAUAUAUUUGAAAGAAUAUAUUAGAACAGAUAGUCUGUCAGGAAGAAUAGGGCAGACUCUUUCAAACCUCUCCUCAUAUUUGAACCGUUCCAGAACUAGCUCACCUGAUUCAACUUGUCAACGAAUCAACAAGCCCUUCACUACUUGAAUCAUGUAUGCUAGUUCAGGGCUAUGACAAAGUUGUGAGAUGUCUUGGGGUCCCAGAGGAGAGUUCUGAAUAGAGAACCAUCAUGUCUGCUCUAUUCAGUUACUGUAAGUUUAUCCAUCGGUUCGUCAGAAUCGACUCAUUCAUUUGCUCUUCCAGUCCACAGAGGUCGCAGGUCAGAAGCUGGACAGCCUGCUGAAAGAGGAGCCUCUCCACAACACUGAGCUACAGGAGAGAUGGGGUGUCUGCCUGGAUGGUGAGUUGAGGAGUUUACAACAAACAAAACACAGACAAUAGCCUACCUUUAAUAGCCUACCUUUAGGUUUAUGAGAAUGAUAAGAAGAGUAACUUAUAGUAUGCUGUGUCAUUCCAAAUGUAUUCAUUAUUACACAUGGCAAGUCAUCUGGAAACUGUAAAUACACAUUUAGCAUUACAGUUACUCUACUAAAGUUUCUAGUAAUUCUAAUGUCUUAAAUAUGAAUGCUUCUAAUGCCUCAUGUCCCCUGUGUUUUCAGGGGCCAAUGGUUCGGACGUCUCAGGGCCCAGUAAGAGUUUCAGUGAGCAGGAGCUGCAGCAGUGCCAGGAUGACUGGGGACCUGGUCUAGACCAGGGGCCUGAACCACCGGGCCCAGAGGGAGACCCAGGGGACCCCACUGACCCUCUCUACCGCCCUCGUUACAGCAUGGAGGAACUGGGGGGCGGCUUUGAGAAGUCUGGUUACGGCGGUGGUGGUGAUGGAGGCCAUCGUCUAGACUUGGAAGGGCUGGAUAGGCUUCCUGGUUCUCCGUCUCGUCUGGGGAGGCUGAGCUAUGGAGCAGUGGGUCACUACCAGGUGAACCUAGGGGGGUCUGAGGGGGGAGACCAUCACCAUCGCUCCCACAUGCCUGGCCCCGAUCGGAGCCGGAGGGACCGUGUGGGGUCCCCAACGCGGUCCCCCCACCCGGAGGUGGGAGACCUGAACUGCCUGUUGAUCAACGAGGAGGGGUACCUGCAGGACUCCAGUGUCUUGUCCCCCGAACAUGGUGUCCCAGAGUCGGGUAACAGAGCCGGCCACAGGGGUCUAACCUCCAUCCACUCUGGAAGCUCAGCCCACAACAACAACACAGAGAGCCUGUAUGGUGCCGCUGACGACUUUGGACACUCUCUAAACCUCAGAGAUCGUUCACAAGAGCAAUUAACAGGAGGUGGAGGAGGGGGGAAGCGUCACGCCUGUAAUCAGUGCACCUUGACCUUCCCAGACUCUGGCUCCCUCGAGGCCCACAAGCAAACACACAAAACUGGUAGAGGGUCUGGGCCUCCAUACUCCUGCACCCAGUGUGGUAAAACCUUCAUCCAGGCCUGCAACCUCAAGGUCCACCAGCGUGUCCACCAGGCCGAGGGACUCCACCUCUGCAGACACUGUGGCAAGGGCUUCACCUCCUUCUCCGACCUGAAGAUGCACAAAUGCAGCCAGACGACAGACAAGCCCUACUGCUGCUCCAUCUGUGGGAACAAAUUCAGUCGGCUCUGGAACCUCAAGCUGCACAGGCGCAUUCACACGCAGGAGAAACCCCACCGCUGCACUAUGUGUGACAAGAGCUUCGCUCGGGCGGACAAUUUGAAGGUGCACCAGCGCACCCACACUGGGGAGAGACCGUACUGCUGUGCUGUGUGUGGACUCAGCUUCAAACAACUGAACCAUCUGAAGUGGCACCAUCGCAAACAUAGGGUGGAUCUCCUGGCCUGAGCAGUGGUCUAGAAAACUAUUUUUUUGAUAAAUUGUUCAUUAAUAAGGACACUGAAAAUAUGA